Messenger RNA from Dentiscutata erythropus, 192 nucleotides. NCBI's taxonomy places the organism in Eukaryota, Fungi, Glomeromycota, Glomeromycetes, Diversisporales, Gigasporaceae. The record is from the annotation of a GenBank genome assembly.
AAUGACAUUAUGAUUAAUAUUGAAGAAGAAAAUCCUGAGGACCAGCAUGCAACUAUCCAACAAAUGUUAGAAGUACUAUUGGAGGAUUUUGUUCAGGAGUGUGACCAAUCAGAAGAUAGUUCUAGCGAUGAUAAUCACUCAGACGAAUCUACAAGUGAAAGAGAGUUUCAACUAAAAAACCCUAAGCGGUGA